UUUCAAAAUUUUUUUUUUUUUUGUGGAGUAAUAUUACAGUUGUCCAGCAACUCUUUUCCAGAAUGGCUCACAUAGCUGACAAUUUUUGCACGUUAUCCAUUUAUACAGCUGGAUAUGUAGUGAGACAAUUUAGGUUAGGUUCCUUACCCAAGGGUAUAGCAAUGCCCCUUUGAGAAAUUGAGCUUGUAACCUUUGGCCUGUACGUGUUGUUCCUUCUCUCUAUGCCGCACACUUCUGCCCAGGCUACCUUCUGCAGUUUAGCAAUUAAUAAUAUGACCAUGUACUGACGGAAUGCAUUCUGCAUAAAGUAAGGAUGUCAUAAGUUGAUUAGGACAUUUACAGGAUGUGGGUAGUGUUUCCUGUUUCAACAAUCCAAAAACUGCAGCUCUUGAAAAAAUGUUGACUAUUUGCAACAGGAUCCCUCAGCCACUCCUCAUCUUCCCCAGUGUCUUAAUUAUAACCCGAUUAUCGCGAUUAUACACGAAUAUACACAAAAUAUAUAUAACUGUUGUAGUCAUUGCAUUUGUAACCUGGGAAGAGUGCUGUAUUUUCUCUCUCCCUGAGACACCAAGCAAGGAUGAGAGCCUCGACCUACAACUUCAGAUUUUCAUGGAUCCUGUCCCUUUGGCUCUGCGCAUGCUGUGGGGCCUCUGAAUGUCCUCUGGAGGUGACCCCCGCCAGGGUCGUGGUGAAAUACGGAGAUCCAGUUUUGGCAAACUGUACCACAACAGUGGAACACAUGGGGAUGGGAUGGGAAGCUUCACAAGGCAGCACAAAAAUGGUGAAGAACGUCUCCUCCGUAGUCUGGAGGGUUGCCAACCUGACGCACUGGGGCAUCAAACCUAUGUGCUUCGCGAACUUCCAAACGAGCCAGUGCGAUAAAGUCCUCAACAUCACUGUCUACAAGCAUCCGGACAGCGUCUCCCUCAAGCGCCAUUCUAAUCACACAGGCCCAAUAGAGGAGGGGAGACAAUACAAGCUGGUGUGUGAAAUCCAGAAUGUUGCCCCUCUCGAGUAUCUUACUGUGAAGUGGUACAAAGGGCAGCUGGAGGUUCACAAUAAAACCUAUAACAGUGAUAGGAAGACACCUGUGAAUGAGUACCCGAUCCUUCUGAUCUCCCCGAGUCGAGCCGACGAUGGAGCACAGUACAGGUGCGCCGCGGUGCUGGAUCUGGGACCAGAGGGACCACAGCCGCCCCCUGUGGUUCAGUCAGAACCGCUCAGCAUCACAGUGCAAUACAGCCCUGACAUUCUCAGUCAGCCUCACGCUGAUGGGCUAAUAGAGGGUCGUGAUUUGCACUUGAACUGCACCGCUGUUGGCAACCCGGUUCCCACAUUCAAAUGGAAUUACACCUCUGCCAAUAAUGUGGAAGUCCACACCAGCGGGGCUGUGUCAGUGCUGACCAUCUCAACUAUCACUAAGGACAAUGCUGGCAAUUACACCUGCAUUGCCACAAACUCACAGGGCCAGUCCACGAUGACCUUCCCUGUGAAUGUGGCCAGAGGAGCAGCACAAGCCUUGGUUGCCGUGGGAGCAGUUGGUGGUGUCUUUCUAUGCAUUUUCCUUGUUGGAUUGGGUUUCUGCUUCUAUAGCAAAAUGAAAUAAAGACAGACAAAGCAAGAAGUGAAUAAAUAAAUACAAAAACACAUGUAGGAUUCUGAUGGAGACUGUAUCCAAGAAACAGGGAAAGCUAUUAUCCCAACCCCCAACCCCCAGAUUAAUCUGAUCCUUUCCAAAUGUAUGUGCUGUCCUGUGCUUGUUGUUUGACCUCCCUUUGUUCCUUAGCACAUCCCGACUGAGAUAUAAGAGUGAGGUGUUUUGCAGAUGCUCCCUCCAUAAUCGCUCAUUUUUAAGAUUGCCAGGAUGUUCCAAAGUCCCUCGACAUCCAAUUUGUUCCUACCUUUCUCUGGAGACUAAAGUAA
Messenger RNA from Megalops cyprinoides (Indo-Pacific tarpon), 1923 nucleotides. Its product is annotated as hemicentin-1-like. Gene Ontology annotation, biological process: cell-cell adhesion. The transcript has 5 exons. The record is from RefSeq and is a predicted model, not a curated record. Gene Ontology annotation, cellular component: membrane. The coding region runs from base 578 to 1606 and encodes 342 amino acids. NCBI's taxonomy places the organism in Eukaryota, Metazoa, Chordata, Actinopteri, Elopiformes, Megalopidae. Gene Ontology annotation, molecular function: integrin binding.